This is a messenger RNA of Zophobas morio, 659 nucleotides long. RefSeq names its product alpha-ketoglutarate-dependent dioxygenase alkB homolog 6. Lineage: Eukaryota; Metazoa; Arthropoda; Insecta; Coleoptera; Tenebrionidae. Gene Ontology annotation, cellular component: nucleus. The record is from RefSeq and is a predicted model, not a curated record. Bases 1 to 648 code for a protein of 215 amino acids. The transcript has a single exon.
AUGGAUUUGAGUAGCUUUCAAGUGUUGCAAGCCCCAGCAACCGUUUAUUACAUUCCAAACUUUAUAACACCAGAAGAGGAAGCUCACAUUUUGAAGAACGUGUAUGCGGUUCCUAAACCCAAGUGGACUUGUCUGUCAAAAAGGAGACUCCAGGAUUAUGGGGGCGUCCCGCACGAAAAGGGGAUGAUCCCGGAACCCAUACCCAGUUGGCUGACAAAGUACAUGGAAAAAGUGGCGCAAUUAAACGUGUUUGCAGCGAACAAACCAAACCAAGUAUUAGUCAACGAAUAUCUUCCAGGACAAGGGAUAAUGCCCCACACUGACGGCCCCUUGUUUUACCCUACAAUAGCCACAAUCAGUUGUGGCUCACACACAGUAUUGGAAUUUUUAGAAAAUAACGAAACUAGAACCAAAGUCUGCCAGCUCUUGCUUGAAAAAUGUAGCUUAGUCGUUAUUAAAGAUGACAUGUACUCUAAAUACCUCCAUUCCAUUAAAGAAGUCGAUUUUGACGUUGUUGAUGAAGGCUGUGCUAAUCUGCUUAACUGUGGAAAACAAUAUGUCGUGGGUGAUAAAAUUAAAAGAGACACCAGAGUUUCUCUAACAAUUAGAAAUGUAACAAAGGUGCUUAAAAUAAAACUAUGGAAGUGACUUAAGUAUUU